This is a messenger RNA of Penicillium robsamsonii, 3036 nucleotides long. RefSeq names its product putative C6 transcription factor (Mut3). Bases 1 to 3036 code for a protein of 1011 amino acids. Gene Ontology annotation, biological process: DNA-templated transcription; positive regulation of transcription by RNA polymerase II. NCBI's taxonomy places the organism in Eukaryota, Fungi, Ascomycota, Eurotiomycetes, Eurotiales, Aspergillaceae. Gene Ontology annotation, molecular function: sequence-specific DNA binding; zinc ion binding; DNA-binding transcription factor activity, RNA polymerase II-specific. Gene Ontology annotation, cellular component: nucleus. The record is from RefSeq and is a predicted model, not a curated record. The transcript has 5 exons.
AUGGCGACUACGACGAGCCCUCCUUCUGGCGAGAAUGAGGAUGAUCCCGCACCCAUGAACGACUUCAAAUAUUCGCAUGACGAUCCCCAUGAGACUUCUACCCAUGAGGCUUCCCCCACAGACCCCAAAUCACUACCUGCGCAGAAAAGGCGACGAGUCGGUCGCGCAUGCGACGAAUGUCGCAGAAAAAAGAUCAAGUGCGACGGCAAACAGCCAUGCACUCAUUGCACGGUCUAUAGUUAUGAUUGCUCGUACGACCAACCUUCCAACCGACGUCGAAACCCCGCCCCGCAAUAUGUCGAGGCCCUCGAAAAUCGGCUCCAAAAAGCCGAAGCGCUGCUUCGAUCUAUUCUUCCAAAUGUCGAUCUCGAUGACCCGCAACUAGAUGUCCAUGCGACAGAACAGAAAUUCGCAGCCGCCCAAAAAGCAAAACAAGCGACCGAAGAUGUCAAACCGGCGGUUGUACAAGAUACAGCGCAAGAAGGGGGAGACGAGGGACUACUUGAAACCAUGGUCGAUAAUUCGGGCUGCUUAGAUCGGGAUGACCAGGGUCAUUGGGAUUACCACGGGCACACCUCGGGUGUUCUCUUUGUUCGCCGAUUACGCAAACAGUUGGGCGCUACAGAUAUUACGGGCCCCAUGGCACGAUCGCGCUCCUCGAUAACCGCGCAUAUGCUGGAUAGUCCAAAGUCUAUGUCCGAGUCGCCUCAAGACACAGCAUUACCUCCUACACAUGACCUGCCUCCGCGCGAGGUUGCUCACCGCUUGUGUCAUAAUGCGAUCGACCAUGCCUGCUCCUUGAUGCGAUUUGUCCAUGAGCCCUCCUUCUUUGCAAGUCUGGAUCGCAUCUACGAUACUUCCCCGGAACAAUUCACAAACGAAGAGAAUUCCUUCUUGCCGCUUUUAUAUAUUGUCAUCGCCGUUGGCUGCUUGUUCUCGGACGAUGGAUCAGGACAGGGUACUUUGGAUGUGUCUGGCUACGAAGGUGCAAUAGGCCAAGGGUUCCAAUUCUUUAAGGCCGGUCGGCAGCUGCUGGAGAUUACCGACUGCCGCGACUUGCCUUCUCUCCAAGCAAUCUGUUUUAUGGUUCUCUUCCUCCAAUCCUCUGCAAAGUUGAGCACAUGCUACUCCUAUGUGGGAAUUGCACUUCGUUCAGCACUGCGAUUAGGUCUCCAUCGCUCUGUCGCGGCAGACUUCAACCCCAUUGAACGAGAACUUCGAAAGCGCAUCUUCUGGGUCGUCCGCAAGAUGGACGUCUACGUGAGCACGCUCUUGGGUCUUCCCCAGAUGCUGAGUGACGACGAUAUCGAUCAAGAGUACCCAAUGGAGGUUGAUGGUGAUUUCAUUACUUCGGAGGGAAUCACUAAACCUCCGUCCAACUAUACACCGCUGAUGGCUGGAUGCAAUGCACACACUCGUCUUUCCAACAUCAUUCUGAAGGUGGUGAAAUAUAUUUACCCAGUCAAGAAUGCUCGCUAUCGCUCCAAGUCAGACCAGCGAUACAUGGUUAGCCACUCAAAAAUUAGGGAGAUCGAGCGAGAUCUACAAAAUUGGAUGGAGGAAUUGCCUCCUGCUCUGCGACCAGGCACAGAAGUGUCGCCUCAACUAGAACGUGUCCGGCAAUUGCUGCGUAUAAGCUACGCUCACGUGCAGAUGGUCAUGUACCGCCCGUUCCUCCACUAUGUCUCCGGUGGUUUUCAAGCGCGUGGUGUGGACAAGCGGUCAUAUGCCUGUGCAGCUGCCUGCGUCAGCGUUUCGCGAAACAUUGUUCACAUCACGACCGGAAUGCAAAAGAGAGGACUACUCAAUGGAUCCUUCUGGUUCACCAUGUAUACGACCUAUUUUGCUAUCCUCUCCUUGAUCUUCUUCGUGCUUGAGAACCCGGAUUCGCCAACAGCCAAAGAUGGCGUCCUGAAAGAUGCCAUGGAGGGCAAAAAUACUCUAGCCGGAUUGGCCAAGAAGAGUCUUGCCGCCGACCGGUGCUCUCAGAGCUUAAACUGCCUUUUCAAGACGUUACCCGAGAUGUUGAAAAAUCGCCAGACCUCCAAGACUCCUGUCAACCUCAAGCGGCCCGCGCCAUCUAACACUGUUGAGCCUGAGCUGAAGCCUACCUUCGAGAAGACGCUGCCACAUCGGUCAAAUACUUUCCCUAUACAAAUGAUGCCCCAGUCAGCUGUUACCGAUGAUCAGAACCGCCGACAACGAAGCCUGGACAAUUCCCAGCCUAUCAGUAAUCGCCCUACUGAUAUUAGCCACCAGUCCGCAUGGGUUUCAACCACUCCCGAGCUGCUGACGGAAACCAUGACAACUCCCGAACAUAUUUCCUCGACGCCCUCCAUGCCCAAUCAAGAGCCAUCAAGUCUUGCAUGGGCUCAGCAAUUCACCAAUCCGUCCAAUCUCCCAGAUCUCAUGCCAAUGAUGUUCCCCUCGGACGAUCCAUUCGCAUACCCAACUCAACCCAUGUCCACCUUGGAAGAUGAUCACUUCCGGCACGACCGUGCAGGCAUGCCAUCGCAGUAUCCCUUCGAUUCAGCACCCGGCAUGGGGCCCACCACACCCGGCGAUCCAUCCAGCACAGGGGUCUCCACUCCAACCUAUGAUUUCACAAACAUCCCGAAUUUCCCCAUCGCAAAUGCCCCAGGGAUCAAGUCAUCAGUGCCAAGCCACCUCCGCCCGUCCCACUCGCGAACUUCAUCCCGAAUCCACUCCCCAAUCUCGCAGAGCCAGACCCCGACAGAAUUGAUCAACAGCCCAGACCUGGUCUCAAUCCCGAACCAGAAUUUCGUCUGGCAGGGUUACAAUUUCCAGCCCAAUAACCCAAAUGACAUGGCAGCCGAGUCUGCGCCGCAACAGCAAGAGGUACCUGGACUAAAUGGUGUUCCUGAUUUCGGAAUGGGCAUGGAUGAGAAUAUGGGAAUGAAUACGGAUCUGGGGAUCUCCUUUGAUGAUCUGUUUGGCAACAAUACCGCUUAUCGACCGGGCAACGGGGCGUCUGCUGAUGAUUGGACUCAGUGGAUGAAUGCCAACAGCAUUUGA